AUGGACAUCCCCAUCAGCACCAGAGACUUCCGCUGCCUGCAGCUGGCCUGUGUGGCCCUCGGCCUGGUGGCUGGCAGCACCAUCAUCGGUGUCUCCGUGUCCAAGGCUGCAGCUGCUGUGGGUGGUAUCUUUCUUGGUGCCGCUGGUCUUGGGCUCCUCAUCUUCGCCUACCCCUUCCUGAAGGCUCGGUUCAAUCUGGACCACAUCCUACCUGCACUAGGAAACCUAAGAGUCCAUCCUAACUCAGGACCAGACCAUGGGGAGGGAAGGUCUAACAACAGCAGCAAUAAGGAAGGAGCCCGUAGCAGCCUGUCCACUGUGACCAGAACCCUGGAGAAGCUGAAGCCUGGAGGCCGGGGAACUGAGGAGAGCUAAGGCACUGCCUCCUAUCCCUCCCUCCCCUCUCCUGGUACUGCUAUCUCAGGGCUCUCCUUCAAGCUAGAAGAUCCAGAGAUGAUCCCUGGGGAUAGUGGACCUACCUUCUCUUCCAGUGAGGUUCUUCAUAGCAGAUCUCCUCACUUCUGGCAUUGUUGCAUGACCCACAGGGCCCCAAUGGCUUCACUCUCUCCCCUGGGCUCAUCCCCUGGACAACAUCUCAACUUUGUUCCCUUGUUGAUCUCUUGUUGGGAUUUGGUUCAGGGUCGUGACUGCAGCCAGAGACGGUUGUUUUAUCCUGACCAUAGAAUCUGACCACAGGAACCACAGAUGGGGCUCCUAGCUGAGACUGUCAUGUCUAUGUCAGGAGCACAAAUGACCAUGAGCGAGGUGACUUUCCCGCUAAGCUCAGUGCUGACACCAUUGCUGUUGUACUUCUCCACCCAGGACUCCUCAGCACCUGGCUCCAGACAGCCCCCAGAAGCUCCUGUUCUCCCCACUUCUCUUUGCAAGGAAAAGACUCCCUGCUCCCUCUAAAAGGCCCGCUCAGAAUCCCAUAGUUACACCCCCCUCUUGUCCUAUUCUAGCAGCCUGUGUCUCCCUUUCUCUUGGAACCUCCAGGAAGGCUUGAAUUCUUUUUCUCAAAAACAACUGUGGGGAUGGAGAGAUGGCUCAGAGGUUAGGAGCACUGACUGCUCUU
Messenger RNA from Cricetulus griseus (Chinese hamster), 1075 nucleotides. Lineage: Eukaryota; Metazoa; Chordata; Mammalia; Rodentia; Cricetidae. The record is from RefSeq and is a predicted model, not a curated record.